Molecule: messenger RNA, 1777 nt
Organism: Gracilinanus agilis (Agile Gracile Mouse Opossum)
Lineage: Eukaryota; Metazoa; Chordata; Mammalia; Didelphimorphia; Didelphidae
Gene: NOXRED1
Product: NADP dependent oxidoreductase domain containing 1
Exons: 6
Coding region: 71-1222 (383 amino acids)
Biological process (GO): L-proline biosynthetic process
Molecular function (GO): pyrroline-5-carboxylate reductase activity
Source: RefSeq, a predicted model, not a curated record
GGCUCCUAAACCUUUCAAAAGUAGGCAGAAGAGACAAAAGGAUUCCCUGUUUUGGUAGGGCCUGGUAGAUAUGGAGCAUAUAGACCUGAUGGAGAAUCUGAUGUCCCUGCAAUUUGAGCACGGGAUUCAGAAGGACGAAACCCCUUGGCUGUUUCUUCAGAGCCGCUCUCGAGGGCUGAUGAUCCAAGCCUGUGCCCAUGCGGUUUUCUUCUGCAGACUACUCCGAGUUCUGAGAAAAAUGGGUGGGAGCACCUCAGUCUCCAUGGUCCCUUCAGAGGAGGAGGAGGAAGACCCUUAUAGAAAACCCACCAAAAAAGAUCUGAAAGUGGGCAUCAUUGGAGGUGGACGACUGGGACGGCAACUGGCUCUAGUGUUACUCCACAAGGCCUCCAUCACCCCACCAAGCCUCCAUAUCUCUACUCGGAGGCCAGAGACCCUGAUUGACCUCCAGAGGAUGGGGAUCCGAUGCUUUUACCAUAACUGUUUUCUGGUGGACUGGGCCAACGUGGUCUUCCUCUGCUGUCUGCCAUCCCAGCUGCCUAACAUUUGCUUGGAAAUCAGCACUAGACUUGAGAAAUCCUGCAUUGUGUAUAGCCUGGUCACUGCUGUCCCUCUGCUUAGGCUGAAGCAGCUUCUAUGCCAUACCACCAUCUUGCGCCCCCAGUAUCAGUGUGCUGAAAAUUAUACUGACAUAUGGGGGGCCAAUGAGGACAUCAAAACCGCGCUUCAAGAUCAGGAGAUAAUUCAGGCUACUUCUCCCUACAGCACUGAUGGAGGAAUAACUCUCAACAUUAAGUGGCUGGAGGCAGUUUUCUAUGCAGCCCUAAAUACCUGCACAAUAAAGGAAAUGCCCUAUGAAGAUGUUCUAAAGGCACUCAAUAACUUUUGUCUCUCUGUGCAUCUGCCAACCUGUGGAAAGAAGACUGUUUGCCCAAAGUUCAUUGUUACAGAUUUUGUCAACCAAGCUUUUGCCAAGACCCUAAGUCCAAGCAAUGUUUUCCCUUGGUUUGACUUGAUCACUGUGCAACUCAAGGAAACGCCCUUUAGCCAGCAUCUAAGAAAAAGUAAGAAUCUCCAGGAACAUUUAAUUGUUCUUUACUGUGCCUCAUUUGGUAUCUUAGUUCCCAAAAAAACAAAAGGGAAUGAAGAAGAGAAAAAAGAAAAUGAGAAAGAGGAAGCUUCAGCCUCACAGCCCCAAAUGUCAGAUUUUUCAGAUGCUUGAGGAAUCCUUAGACUAAUCAGCAUUGCUGAUUGGCUGCCACUCCCCAGGUCAGCCCCCUUAAAUAGGAUGGACCUUGACUUUCACAGCUGGCAGUAGUGGCUGAUUUAUUUAGCAAUAACUUGUUGGAUAGAUUUAUAGAAAUACAAAGGUUUUGAUGAAUUUUAUGAUGAAUACCAAGCCAAGAAGGUGGAAUACAUCAUAGGAUUGUGUUUGCCACAAAUUGGUCACUAAGGAAAAGGAAAAAUGGCACCGCUGGCUCUCAUGAUUGUAAACCCCAAACCAUAUAGUUCCUUAAUCUGAGGUAAAUUUAGCUGUUGGAGCUUGCCAAUGUAACCUAAGUAUUCUGACUCACCUAAGAAUACAAUCAGUCCCUUGAUACUUACUCUUGUUGAAAAGUCUAGUUUUAGAGUUCCAUAAGUCAAUAAAGGUAACAACACUGGGAUAAAUAAAGACACGGGGCACACCAGUUGACCAAGUUCUGAUUCUCUUCAUGCUUCUUAUUUUAACUAGAUAAGAUUUUAUUUUUUGUCUUGUCUUGUCAAAAGUUGUUUUAAU